CAUUAACUAGAAUGCUAACCAGCUGUGUAGCACACCGAGCUCCGCCGGUUUUCUUUCACUGCAAGUCACUUCUUAUUAACUUAGUUCACUUAAUUGCAACUGAUCUGCGUGACAACAUCGGUGUUUUCGUGUGAGUGAGUUGACAGCACUUCACGCAUCUGAUGCAACGACAAUGAGAGGGAGGUUAUUGUUUUUGUGACCACGCUCUGUGUUGCCAUGGAGAAGUCAUGGAGGUUGUGGGGCUCAGUGGAGCGUUGCGCCCUCACUUUAGUCUCCUGGUCCUGGGGUGCCUGCCGUGUCUCCCUGCUCGCUCUUAUUUUAACCUUCCACCUGUAUGGCGGUUUCAUCCUCCUGGCUCUCAUCCUCGCCUCCGUUGCGGGCAUCCUCUAUAAGUUCCAAGACGCGCUCCUCUACUUCCCAGACCAGCCGUCUUCAUCGCGCCUCUACGUUCCUGUGCCGACGGGAAUCCCGCACGAGAAUGUGUACAUUCGCACAAAAGACGGUGUGAAGCUCAACCUUAUCCUGCUGCGCUACACGGGCGGGGAUGUGCCACCUGGGGUGGCGGGGGCCAGUCAGAGCAGCCCCACAUCCUCGGCGCCGCCCACCAUUCUCUACUUCCACGGCAACGCGGGCAAUAUAGGCCACAGGGUGCCUAAUGCCUUGCUGAUGCUGGUUAAUCUGAAAGCCAACGUGGUGCUGGUGGACUACCGCGGCUACGGGAAGAGCGACGGCGAGCCCAGCGAGGAGGGCCUCUACCUGGACGCCGAGGCCACGCUGGACUAUGUGAUGACCCGGCCCGAUUUGGACAAAACCAAAGUGGUACUGUUCGGCCGCUCGCUCGGUGGCGCCGUGGUCAUCCGCUUGGCGUCGACCAACCCGCAUCGCGUGGCGGCCAUUAUAGUGGAAAACACCUUCCUCAGCAUCCCACACAUGGCGGCGACGCUCUUCUCCUUCUUGCCCAUGCGCCUGCUGCCAUUGUGGUGCUACAGGAAUAAGUUCCUGUCCUACCGGCAGGUGGCGCUGUGCCGCAUGCCCUCGCUGUUCGUCUCCGGACUGUCGGACCAACUCAUACCGCCGGUCAUGAUGAAGCAACUGUACGAAAUGUCGCCGUCGCGGACUAAACGCCUGGCCAUCUUCCCUGAGGGCACGCACAAUGACACGUGGCAGUGUCAAGGCUACUUCGCCGCCUUGGAGCAGUUUGUUUGCGAGCUGCUUAAGAGCCACGCCCAUGAGGAGAGUGUGCAGACAUCCUCCAAUGUCACCAUCAUCUGAUGGAACUUUGUUUUUAAUGCUUCUUUGAUUUCAUUCACAUCUGUAAAUGGGUUUUGUUCAGGGAGGUGAAUCAUUACUCUUUUCAUUUUUUUCAUCCAUAAACGCAUGCAUGUGACUCUUAAUACAGUGUUUUCCAACCUUUAUUGAGUCAAGGCUUAUAUUUUUUAUUUGACUAAAAUCUCAAGGAACAGCACACUAAAAGGAAUGUUACAAAAGGGUAUGCACUGGCUUAUUAAGGGCUUUCUGCCAUCUAGUAGAAGAGCAUUUAAUUGUUGUGCCUGUCGCUAUAUGUCGCUGGCACAGUUGUCUGAACAAAGGAAAUUAUUUGUCGGAAAAAAAGAAAAGGAUAAUUUCUAGCUGCAUGCUGGUUGGGAAUCACUGUUAUACUAAAUGAGGUCACUUGCAAAAGACGACGUUGAGCGAAAAUGUAUUCCAGCUGCUGACGUAAUCUGCAGUCGUGUCGUCUCGAUGCGCAUACAGAUUUGAGCUGCGACGACAUGGCAGCUCUUUCGGUUGCCCCGCAAGACUUGAAGUCUGACUAUAACACAAAACCAUGCACAGUUAUGUAAAUACAACUUCAUUAUUUCAUGAUCAUCCUUAUUUUGAGUGAUACUUUUAGUUUGAUGCCAAUGAAAAUGAAAUUAUGUAAACGUCACCACAACCCCCUCGCCCCUUUCCAUUAUGACCCUAAUACUUUUUUGGAAAAUAGCAGCUUUCCUUUUUGGAAUGGAAUGAAAAGCUUACCCCUUUGAGUGCCAGACUGAGUUUUUAAAGUCUAAUCCUCAAAGAUAUUUUUCUCUUGUGUUUGUAUCCAUCCACUGGAAUCGUAAAAUGAAACCAGGCUCUGCUGGAGGAGUGUUUAAGAUCAGCACCUCUUUCAUUCAACAUAUAUUUGGACGCAUGCGUGUUGUAUUAAAUUUACAAGAGCCUGUCUUUUGUGAUGAUUUAUAAUCCUAUCUGGCGUUGUUUUCCACUCUAAUCAUCUUUUAGGUUCUGAUCACCCUCCUACAAUGUGCCAAAAUGGCUGUAGUCCCUCGAAGGGCUGUUAAUGAGCUAAUUAACCUUUCCCCGGUGUCUUUCUUUGGUUUGUCUGCCCUCGCGUUCAAAGUGCAGAACAAUGAAGCCAUUUGAGUACACAGCGGAGCUCUUCAGCCAUAUUUGGUCCGACGGUUUAUAAAGCCAACGCUUGGCAAGGAAAAGAGCUGCUAUGAAUGUAAUUAUUAGUGCGUGCGCUUGUAUUUAUGUGUCGAUCUUCCCCGCGGCGGCAUCGGAAGAUGACCUUUCCUGGUUUGUCUCUGACAUGUUGACAUUGCACUUAAGAGUAACGUGUUUUUUUUGUUUUUUUUUUUGCCCUCAACGUUUUGGGUUACUGUGGUUUCCUGCCUUUUGCUAAUUUUAAAGAAUUGGGGAUCUUGCGUUGUUACAACUGCAAAGCCAGUCCGAAUGUGUUUGUUUUUCUAAAUCUGAAUGCAACACAAAUCAGUAUUCACUGAUGGAAUGAGUGCAAGUGUGUGUUGCUUUCAGGGGCUGGCAUGUGAUUGUUUCGGAUACAAAUUUGCACUGCGUUGACUUUUUGUAUUAAGACUUGACAAAGAUGCGUUUCUUAAGCAGACAAAUGAAUGACUCGUCUUCAUCUUCAGCUUGAAGAAGUCACUGAAUGAUCAUCUUUCCACCCACCUUCACCAUUUCUGGGUUUUUAUUCACACGCCGCUUUUGUAAGCUCAUAUUUUCACUUUGUGUAUUCUGUGCUGUAACAUGCAAUAACAUUGAUACAUGAAAUUGUGACAUUUUUAAAUGAAUGAAAUAAAUCAUGUAAGACAA
Syngnathus acus (greater pipefish) is the source of this 3093-nucleotide messenger RNA. RefSeq names its product abhydrolase domain containing 13 (gene abhd13). The transcript is spliced from 2 exons. Gene Ontology annotation, cellular component: membrane. The record is from RefSeq and is a predicted model, not a curated record. Bases 217 to 1272 code for a protein of 351 amino acids. Gene Ontology annotation, molecular function: palmitoyl-(protein) hydrolase activity. Lineage: Eukaryota; Metazoa; Chordata; Actinopteri; Syngnathiformes; Syngnathidae.